AUGUCACAGGAAGCAGUAAAUAUUGUCUUUGAGAAGGUAAUCGCAACCGUUCACCUCCUUUCUGCCUCGGAAGAAUACAAUACGUUACCAAGGCCGCCUACACCGGUACAGUUACAACUCUAUGGCUACUACAAACAAGCUACUGAAGGCGAUGUAGCACUUCUGAUCGAGAAACCUAGUGCGGAUUGUUUAAAUCCUGAGAGUCAGGUAGCCCUAACUAAGUGGGAAGCUUGGAACGCUAGACAGGGACUCAGCUCCACUGAAGCCAAGAGGGAGUAUACAAGAUUGUUCUUAGAUACUCUUCGGACUUGUUCGGCUGGUAAUUGUGCAGUGUCUGAGCUUUCUGAUGAAUUAGAGUUCCUAUGGUGGCAGGUAUCCAAUUUUAAUGAGCAUGGUAGAGAAGGAGGGCCUGAAAGUGUUGUUUCAUGUAAUAGUAUACCUGAUUCAAAGACGCAGAUUGUUGGUAGUGAGUUAUACCGGCUUGCAGUUCGCCGUGAAAGGCUGUCAUCAGCUAACAUACUAAACGAUAGAACGAAGGCCGCCUAUGUCGAUAAGCUUUCUAAGAAUCUAUCGAACCAUGCUCCUUCUCGCCCUAAAAAACUAAUUUGGAUUCUUCUGAAAUGUACUAGUGGCCUUAUUAAAGGUAGUAUACAAUAUGCUGCUGCAUCGUUACUCCUUCUCAUUCUUUUGAAAGUUUCUUCACGAAAUAAGACGUUAGAACUGAGCAUUGGCAAUGUCCUUGGCGAUAAGAUGGCGAACGACUGUAAUAGGAGCUACUUGAUAACUGCUCUAUGUUCCAUUAUCCGCUACCUGAACAGUUGUCUACGUGAAUAUAGAUUUAAUAGUUUGUAUCUUAAGAUUAGUUAA
Eremothecium sinecaudum is the source of this 867-nucleotide messenger RNA. RefSeq names its product acyl-CoA-binding domain-containing protein. The transcript has a single exon. Lineage: Eukaryota; Fungi; Ascomycota; Saccharomycetes; Saccharomycetales; Saccharomycetaceae. The record is from RefSeq and is a predicted model, not a curated record. Gene Ontology annotation, molecular function: fatty-acyl-CoA binding. Gene Ontology annotation, biological process: fatty acid metabolic process. Bases 1 to 867 code for a protein of 288 amino acids.